UGCCUCCUGGACCCAGGAUUGGGGCACAACCACCAGGGUCCCCUUCCCCCUUCCCAGCCUCCCUUCUAGGCUCCUUUAAGAUCGGACUGGUCUUCUCCUCUUGGAGUUAACCCCUUGCAGUCCAGGUGGCCCCCUAGUCUCCGGCCCCGGUGGGCGGAGGCAGGGGCGGAGUAAGGGUGGCCAAAGUCUGGGAGGGAGAGAAGGAGGCAGCAGAGCCAGAGCAAAGCCGGGAGGGCGGCUGCGGAGGAGCAGAGCCAGCUGAGGGGCUCCUGCUGUGCCAGGCCAGCAGUGCCAAAUCCAAGGAGCCCAGAGCUGGGGGGAGGGCCGGGAACAGCCCGGCCCUGCCCCCAUCCCCCGGGAGGUGCCCAGCAACUUCCAAGGAAAGUUUGGCAUCCGUUGCAUGGUGGUGUCCUGAGGAUGGGCAGGGGCCCGCUGACUUGGUGUUUAGUGCUGUGCUGCUGGGGGUGUGUGGCCCCCAAGGGCACAAAGGCUGAAGCUGAGGACCCAUUUGUGUCAAGUCCAGGGAACAUCACCGGUGCCCGGGGGAUAACGGGGGCCCUUCAGUGUGAGGUCCAAGUUAAAGGGGAACCCCCGGAAGUGAUCUGGCUUCAGGAUGGACAGAUCCUAGAACUGGUGGAGAGCACCCAGAUUCAGGUGCCCCUGGAUGAAGACGGGCAGGGUGACUGGAAGGUGAUCAGCCAACUCAGAAUCCCAUCCCUGAAGCUUUCAGACUCAGGACAGUACCAGUGUGCAGUGGUCCUGAGAGGACAGACCUUUUUGUCUCAGCCUGGCUAUGUAGGGCUGGAAGGACUGCCUUACUUCCUGGAGGAGCCUGAAGACAGGACUGUGACUGCCAAUACCCCCUUCAACCUGAGCUGCCAGGCCCAGGGACCUCCAGAACCUGUGAACCUGCUCUGGCUCCAGGAUGCUGUCCCUCUGACCCCAGUCACAGGCCGCAGUCUCCAGCACAGCCUACAUGUUCCAGGCCUGAACAAGACAUCUUCCUUCUCCUGUGAAGCCCAUAAUGCCAAGGGAGUCACCACAUCCCGCACAGCCACCAUCACAGUGCUCCCUCAACGACCAAGUGAUCUCCACCUGGUUUCCUGCCAGCCCACGGAACUAGAGGUGGCUUGGACCCCAGGCCUGAGUGGCAUAUAUCCCCUCACCCAUUGUACUCUGCAGGCUGUGCUGUCUGAUGAUGGGGUGGGUGACCAGCUGGGAGAGCCAGACCCCCCGGAGGAGCCCCUCACCUUCCAAGCAUCUGUGCCCCCCCACCAGCUUCGGCUGAGCAACCUCCAUCCUCACACCCCUUAUCACAUCCGGGUAUCCUGUGCCAGCAGCCAGGGCCCCUCGCCCUGGACUCAUUGGCUUCCAGUAGAAACACUGGAAGGAGUGCCCCUGGGCCCCCCUGAGAACGUUAGCGCCAUGCGGAACGGGAGCCAGGCCCUCGUGCGUUGGCAGGAGCCACGGGUGCCCCUACAGGGCACCCUGUUAGGGUACCGGCUGGCAUAUCGAGGCCAGGACACCCCUGAGGUGCUGAUGGACAUAGGGCUAAAGCGAGAGAUGACCCUAGAACUGCGGGGAAACGGCCCUGUGCCUAACCUGACAGUGUCCGUGGCAGCCUACACUGCUGCCGGGGAUGGGCCCUGGAGCCUCCCCGUUCCCCUGGAGCCCUGGCGCCCAGGGCAAGGACAGCCAGUUCACCACCUGGUGAGUGAGCCCCCAGCUCCUGCUUUCUCUUGGCCCUGGUGGUAUGUACUUCUGGGAGCAGUUGUGGCCGCUGCCUGUGUCCUCAUCUUGGCCCUGUUUCUUGUCCAUCGGAGGAAGAAGGAGACCCGCUAUGGAGAGGUAUUUGAGCCAACAGUGGAAAGAGGUGAACUGGUAGUCAGGUACCACGUCCGCAAGUCCUACAGUCGUCGGACCAAUGAAGCCACCUCAACACGUGAAUGCCAACCCUGCUCCAUGUCUCCGCCCGCCCUCCUUGCAGUGAACAGCCUGGGCAUCAGUGAAGAACUGAAGGAGAAGCUUCGAGACGUGAUGGUAGACCGGCAUAAAGUGGCCCUGGGAAAGACCCUGGGAGAAGGAGAGUUUGGAGCCGUGAUGGAGGGCCAGCUUAACCAGGAUGACUCCAUCCUAAAGGUGGCUGUGAAGACGAUGAAGAUCGCUAUCUGCACGAGGUCUGAGCUGGAGGAUUUCCUGAGUGAGGCCGUGUGCAUGAAGGAAUUCGACCACCCCAAUGUCAUGAGGCUCAUUGGCGUCUGCUUCCAGGACUCUGAACGAGAGGGCUUCCCCGAACCUGUGGUCAUCUUACCUUUCAUGAAGCAUGGUGACCUACACAGUUUCCUCCUCUAUUCCCGGCUUGGGGACCAGCCAAUGUUCCUGCCCACUCAGAUGCUGGUGAAGUUUAUGACAGACAUCGCCAGCGGCAUGGAGUACCUGAGCACCAAGAGGUUCAUACACCGUGACCUGGCUGCGAGGAACUGCAUGCUGAAUGAGAACAUGUCAGUGUGUGUGGCAGACUUUGGGCUCUCCAAGAAGAUCUACAAUGGGGACUACUACCGUCAGGGCCGCAUUGUCAAGAUGCCAGUCAAGUGGAUCGCCAUUGAGAGCCUGGCUGACCGAGUCUACACUAGCAAGAGUGAUGUGUGGUCCUUCGGGGUGACAAUGUGGGAGAUCGCCACACGAGGCCAAACCCCAUAUCCAGGAGUGGAGAACAGUGAAAUUUAUGACUACCUGCGCCAGGGAAAUCGCCUGAAGCAGCCUGUGGACUGUCUGGAUGGCCUGUAUGCCCUGAUGUCCCGGUGCUGGGAACUGAACCCCCGAGACCGGCCAAGUUUUACAGAACUGCGGGAAGACCUGGAGGACACACUCAAGGCCCUCCCCCCUGCCCAGGAGCCUGACGAAAUUCUCUAUGUCAACAUGGAUGAGGGCGGAGGUCAUCCCGAACUCCUUGGAGCUGCUGGAGGAGCCGAUCCCCAAAACCAACCUGAUCCGAAGGAUUCCUGCAGCUGCCUCACUGCGGCCGAGGUCCAUCCUGCUGGACGCUAUGUCCUUUGCCCUUCUACAGCCCCUGGACCCACUCUGCCUGCUGACAGGGGCUUCCCAGCACCCCCAGGGCAGGAAGAUGGAGCCUGAAACAGUCCUCCACCAGAGACUCCCUCUCAGGACCCAAGCUAGGCACUGCCACUGGGGGAAACCUCAUCCCCUUUCUCACUCCAGGCCUCAUCCCAACUGCAGCCCUACCUUCCUACCCUCCCCACCUCCGUUGCAGAUGCUCCCCCCUUUCUGUGCCAUAACGUCCUCAUCCCUAACAGGGACGGGUUGCACUGCAAUCUCUAAGAGUCCUCCCAGGUCUAACAUUCCAGGAUUCUAGAUUCUAAAGUCUAAGGAUCUAGAUUUGGUUCUAAGGACCUGAAAUUCCAAAGUCUAUAAUCUAAAGUGGCUAAGUGUUCUAGACCUGGAAGUUAAAAGGCCCAUUGUUCUAAGGUCCUGAGAUUCUGUGACUUUAGAUUUUCUGAUUCUAAAACUCUUGAGAAAGCCCCCAGGAUCUGAAGUUCUAAAGCCCUAAGAUUCUAGCUCUAGGAUCUGAGGCUCCAUGGUUCUGGUUUUCUAGAGCCCUGAGUCCUUAGGGUGUAAGAUUCUAGAUUUCACAAUUCUAAAGAUUCUGUCAUUUUAGACAAGGAGUUUUAAAUUCUGUUGUUUUAAAAUCUGAUGUUCUAAGGAUCCUUCAGGCUGGAUCUUCUGGUGGGAAAGAUUAAUCACAGGGCUCCAAAAUUUUACUUUCUCAAGGAUGAAGAUUUGAAUGAGAUCCUGGAAACUGAAGGAUCUGAGAUUCUAGAAUCUGCAACUCAAAAGUUCUAAGAGUCUAAAGUUGGAGGAUCUAAGAGCUAAUGUUCUAAAACUUAAUCUAAGAACCUAGAUUCUCUGUGUCUAAGAGUCUAGAUCAUCAGGUGCCAAGGUUCUAAUGGCCUCUUCUAUGUUUCAGGGCACUGUACAAGGCUAUUGGUCCAAGGUCUGGACCAACAGCAUCUCAUUUAUAAGAUGUUCACGGUUUAGUUGUGACUAACUAGCCACCAAAGUUAAUCAUUUCUAAUGUUGGGCAGCACUAGGUUCUAUGCUGCAUUCUGCUUUGUCAGGAUGACAACUAAAGGCCCAAGAAUACACAAUUCUAAAACCUUAAAUUCUAGACACUGCAGUUUGAGGCUCAAGUGUUCUAAGUCCUUAAGAUUUAAAAUCACAGGUCUAGGACACUAGGCACGAUUCUAAGGUUAGAACCUUACAGUACCCUGUGUGCCCUCCCUUGCUUAGCCAUGUGUGCUUCCUUCUCCCCUCGGGUGGGGCACACCCCCCUCAAGCCUGUGCAGUGCAUUAGAGAUGCCUCCUUUCCCCCCAGGGAACGGACCAUCUCCCUCCUUUUGGGCCAUGCUGCCCCCUUGAGCCAGUCCCUCUUCUGCCAUCUUCAGAGUGUGACUCUGGUGCCUCCAGAGGGGCUCAUAAAACUUUGUC
Castor canadensis (American beaver) is the source of this 4506-nucleotide messenger RNA. It is a transcript of the gene Axl, whose product is annotated as AXL receptor tyrosine kinase. Gene Ontology annotation, biological process: cell surface receptor protein tyrosine kinase signaling pathway; platelet activation; multicellular organism development. Lineage: Eukaryota; Metazoa; Chordata; Mammalia; Rodentia; Castoridae. Gene Ontology annotation, molecular function: transmembrane receptor protein tyrosine kinase activity; ATP binding; protein binding. Gene Ontology annotation, cellular component: plasma membrane; signaling receptor complex. The record is from RefSeq and is a predicted model, not a curated record.